This is a messenger RNA of Leishmania mexicana MHOM/GT/2001/U1103, 954 nucleotides long. RefSeq lists its product as hypothetical. The transcript has a single exon. Gene Ontology annotation, molecular function: iron-sulfur cluster binding. Lineage: Eukaryota; Euglenozoa; Kinetoplastea; Trypanosomatida; Trypanosomatidae. The coding region runs from base 1 to 954 and encodes 317 amino acids. The record is from RefSeq and is a predicted model, not a curated record.
AUGUUUCGCCUACCCGCCUUCGCCACUCGCGCAGCUGCGGCCCCGGCCGUGUGCGCAGGCAUCAUGGCGGUGUCCGCCGCCAAGCGACAGUACCGCAUCAUCCCGCACCUCUACAGCGAAAUCGAAGAACUCGCGGAGACGCAGCGGCGCGGUCGCUGGUCGAUCUCGCACCGCAACUGCCUGCAGCAGCCGCUGAAGAAGGCGGAGAUUAUGUGCGACAAGUUGAACCUGCGCGAAGGUCGUCGCAGCGGCGUGCUGCCGGAGAAGUCCAUCGCGCGCCGGUUGAGUCAGAAAUACGCUGUGGACGGCAAGGUGUACGAGAGUAAGUCGAAGACAAAGCUCAUCAACAUCACCGUCGUCAACUUCGACGGUCAUCCGUUCCACUUCCGCACGUACCCGAUGCCGGAUGUCACGCUCAACACGCUCAUUGACGGCUCGGGCAUGUGCCACGGCCACGCCACGCACUGGGGCAAGUGCAACAACCCCGACUGCUCCGACUGGAACCACGGCGAUGGGUGCAUGGUGAACGUGGAUAUCGAGACGCUAGACCGACUCCUGCCCCCCAACCGGUGGGAGUACACGUCACUGACAGCGUGGCGCGCGACGGACAGGCCGGACAUCACCUUUAACACCCGCUUCAGCUGCCAGAUCCCGAUCACGGAGGAGCUCGACGGGGCUGUGUUUGCGCUGAAGCAGCUGUGGACGCGUGCCCUGCGCGAGUCUGUCUCCGACUGGGGUCUGGUGGACGACCAAGCGACGAUCUACAGUGCUCGCAGCAAGAGGAUCGAGCCCUGGGCGCCGAUCCUCGAGGAGCCGACGAAGGUGGACUUUCCCAUCACGUGGGACAUGCUGUGGGCGACCGGCUACCAGGACAUCAUGAAGGAGAAGUACUCGAACUUCCGUCGCAAGGACGGCUUCCACACAAAGCCCGAGAUGUGGGCCGCGUACGUGUGA